AUGAGUUGGUGCAGGAUUAAUAAUAUUGCUGUGAUGGUGCUUUUGAUAAUGGCUUAUUGUAACGUGAAAUACUGCGAGGCUGAGCUUUCUCCAGAUUUCUACAGCAAUUCUUGUCCCGCGGCUCUCUCUACCAUACAGAAGGCUGUAAGCAAAGCCAUCGCUAAGGAGCGCCGCAUGGCUGCCUCUCUCAUACGCCUCCAUUUCCAUGACUGCUUUGUUCAGGGCUGUGAUGGGUCUAUCUUGCUGGAGGACUCUGCAACUAUAAUCAGCGAGCAAAAUGCUCUUCAGAACUUCAAAUCUGUGAGAGGCUUCAAUGUUGUGGAAGAUAUCAAAUCGGCUGUGGAGCAGGCUUGCCCUGGCGUUGUCUCUUGUGCUGAUAUUCUAGCUGUUGCUGCUCGCGAUGCCUCCAAAUAUGUGGGAGGUCCGAGUUGGGCUGUGAAGCUUGGAAGGAGAGAUUCAAAGACUGCAAGCAAGGAUUUGGCUGAGGCUAACCUUCCCAUAGCUUUUGAUGAUCUGGAAGCUCUACUGUCAUCCUUCGCAAGGCAAGGUCUCAGUGCUCGCGACAUGGUUGCACUGUCAGGAGCUCACACGAUAGGGAUGGCUCAGUGUAUUACUUUCAGGAGUCGGAUCUACAAUGACACCAACGUUGAUGCAGGCUUUGCUAGCACAAGAAGACGCUCUUGCCCACCUUUAACUGGCAAUGGCGAUGGCAACUUGGCUCCACUUGAUCUUGUCACGCCCAGCUCUUUCGACAAUAACUACUUCAAGAACCUGUUGAGAAGGAAAGGUCUCCUUCAUUCUGAUCAAGCUCUGUUUAAUGGAGGCUCGUCAGCAACAGAUGGUUUUGUUUCAGGUUAUGCUCGUAAUCAGGCUUCGUUUUACUCGGAUUUUUCUGCAGCUAUGGUGAAGAUGGGAGAUAUCAGCCCACUUACGGGGUCUGAUGGGGAGAUUAGAAAAAUUUGUGGUGCCAUCAACUAG
Molecule: messenger RNA, 978 nt
Organism: Dendrobium catenatum
Lineage: Eukaryota; Viridiplantae; Streptophyta; Magnoliopsida; Asparagales; Orchidaceae
Product: peroxidase P7-like
Exons: 3
Coding region: 1-978 (325 amino acids)
Biological process (GO): hydrogen peroxide catabolic process; response to oxidative stress
Molecular function (GO): peroxidase activity; heme binding
Source: RefSeq, a predicted model, not a curated record